Vigna radiata var. radiata (mung bean) is the source of this 2405-nucleotide messenger RNA. Its product is annotated as zinc finger CCCH domain-containing protein 6. Gene Ontology annotation, molecular function: metal ion binding. The coding region runs from base 419 to 2116 and encodes 565 amino acids. Lineage: Eukaryota; Viridiplantae; Streptophyta; Magnoliopsida; Fabales; Fabaceae. The record is from RefSeq and is a predicted model, not a curated record. The transcript has 4 exons.
CCGCGGUUUUGUUUGAAAUCGAAUUGGGCCCAAUCCAACCCACGCAACCACACCACUCGAAGGUAUCGUUUCGUCAGUGUUGCAUCUAUGCGCUGUCACUGCCAACACAAGCCACCAUCACCCUCUCCCUAGAUUUUCCUAAUCUCACGCCCCGUUCACCCUCACCCUCACCGUCAAACUCUAUAUAAGGAUAACCACCUCCCCCGAAACGCCACUCUUUCUUUCUAGGGUUUUCCCUUUCAAAUCUCUCCCUCUCUCUUCUCUCUCUCUCUCUCUCUCUCUCUCUCUCUUUCUAUGCCGAGUGAGUCGUUAUAGAAAGGCGACGCGUUCCUUGGUUAAUGAUUUUGAUUUUACUUUUCUCAUAUUAACCUAGCUCUUAUGCAUCUGAGUGUUUUUUAACUUUGAUUCGGGAUUUAAUAUGAAGCGAGCAAGGAAAUCCAACCGGGUUUCGUGGGCCACUGGAGGGAACCUGUGUCAGGUGAAAUUGUUUUUGUCUGACGAUUUCCCCUCAAAAGUAGGCCAACAUUCGCAAGAUCAUCUUCAAGUAAAGACAUCGAUGCUAAAUUCAAAUUCCGCCAUUAAUGAUCAUACCGAUUUGCCCCCUGGGUUUGAAAGCAGUCAUUUCCUAAAACAAACAAGAGUUGAUUUGUCCUGCAUUUCCCAGAUAAAAUGGGAAUGUGCUCCGCCGUUUAUUCUCAAUCCUGAAUGGCGUGUUGUGGCGGGUGAAGAAAGCAGGGAGAAAGAAAAUCAGAAAGCGAGAGAAAAUAGGGUGCUUGAAGCUGUUUAUCCCCGUCUUUCAGCCAUUCCUCCUAGCCCUUCUGUCUCUUUGGACGUAGAAGAGGAAGAUUAUGAUGAUGACGAUACUCCCCUCAUCCCUAUCAUUCCCAUUGAAGAGGAAGAACCUGUGGAUAUUUUACCUGAAGUGGCAGUAGCUGGGAACCCUUUCCCCAAUGUGCAGCCGAAUAACCCUCUGCAAUAUGUAUCUGCUGAAACUUCCAUUCGUUCACCCUCAAAUGCCUUUUAUACUGAUUCCUCGGAUCCCUGUACAGGGAUCCCCUUGGGUGGGGGGGUAUCUUUCGGUAUGGAAGCUGAUUUGGCAGCUUCGGUUGUUGCAACCAUUAUGAGGAGUUCAGAGCAGGGAUCCCCGAUUGAUAUGGAUUUACUGGUUAAAAUAUUUAAUGAUCCCAAAAUGCUCGACAAGUUGAUUAAUGAACAUAGAACUGCAGCAACCACCACAAGUGCUUCCACAAGUACUGUGGAUACAACUCCUGGUGUUAAGCCUGACACUCCAGUUCUGUUGUCUAUAUCUGAUGUGAAAGCUUCGGGGGCUACACCUACAAGUGCAGUGGGUUCAUUGCCUUUUGGUCUGAAAACUACAUAUCCAUCAGUUUCAGUAUUGAGUCCUACACCUGACAAAUCAUCCACUAGGUCAGUGCCUGCAGUUCCAUCAGUCUCAGUGUUCUCUCCGGCUCAUGAUAAUCCAGUCACUGCAUCAGUUCCAUUGUCUAGGCCUUUAUCUGGUAAGCCAGGAACACCCUCAGUUUCAUUGCUCACAAAUACACCUGCAUCUCAUAUACCCAGGUCUGUUAGCAAACAAAUUCACCAUGUGUCAGGUGGUAUUUCCCCUGCAUUAAAUACUCAGCCUCAGCAAGAUACAGCUCUGGCAUCUGGGCCAAAGCGAGCCGCUGCAAUGGCUGGUGAAUUAAGCACUGGUCCAGUGCCAUCUCUUACCAGGAACUUGCAUGCUGUUGUGAAUCCGGUGCAAUCCCCUGCUAGUACAUUGCCUUAUAAACUAAGCACAGGUUCAUCAGCAUUUGCUGUAAAGGAUGCCAACUACUAUAAAAACCUCAUCAGGCAACAUGGGGCAGAUAAGCAAGAUAUGCAGGACUCACACAUAGGUAUUCGUCAUAGUUAUCUCCACGAUUUGAAACCGGUACCUAACUUUAAACAAGGAGAAGUGAAACACAAAAUCCAGAAACCAUGCAUAUAUUUUAAAAGCUCAAAAGGGUGCCGAAAUGGUUCCAAUUGCCCCUUUCAGCACGAUGUUUCAGCUCAGUGGGGAGCUGGUAACAUCUUAGGGGCACAGAGUGCAAAAAGAUUGAAAUCGGGACCAUAGUUUUAGGGAAGAACUAAAUCUUAAGCGGUAUAUUUUAAAGGAAAAAAUUAUAGCCUUCUUUUGUUUCACCGUAAAGAACAUGCACAUACAGAGAGGGGGAGAGAGUAAAAAGUGGGACAUUGGUUUGAUUAGCUUACCAAGUUUUCUGGGAGUGUUUUGGUGGCCAUUUUAAUUAAAUUUUGGGCCUGCAGGAACUUUCAUACAAUUAGGUGGAGGGUUUUAUGGUUCUUUGAUGGGGUUUUAUUGACGAAAUUAGUGUUUUGGUCAAAAUGGUACUUUCGUUUUUGCA